AUGGCCUUUGCCCAGAACCUCUCCAGGCUGAUUGUUCCUAUCGCCAUCGGUGCCACUGUAGUCCAGUCUUCUAUCUACGAUGUUCCAGGUGGUUACCGGGCUGUCUUGUUUGACCGAUUCUCGGGUGUUAAAGGCCAGGCUACUGGCGAAGGAACGCACUUCUUGAUCCCUUGGCUCCAGCGUGCCAUCCUCUACGAUGUGCGAAUCAAGCCCAGAAACAUCUCAACAACCACCGGCUCUAAGGAUAUGCAGAUGGUCUCUUUAACUCUGCGUGUCAUGUCAAGGCCGGACCUCAAUGAGCUCCCCAAGAUCUACCAGUCUUUGGGUCUCGACUACGAUGAGAGGGUUCUGCCGUCAAUCGGUAACGAAGUGUUGAAGGCUACUGUCGCCCAAUUUGAUGCUUCCGAACUCAUCACAAAUCGAGAGAUCGUCUCCGCCCGAAUCCGAGACGACCUCCUCAACCGAGCCAAGGAGUUCAACAUCCAACUCGAAGACGUUUCCAUCACCCACAUGACUUUCGGUAAAGAAUUCACAUCCGCAGUCGAGCAAAAGCAGAUUGCCCAGCAAGACGCCGAGCGAGCCAAGUUUGUCGUUGAAAAGGCCGAGCAGGAGAGGCAAGCGGCGGUCAUCAGGGCUGAAGGUGAAGCCGAGGCGGCCAACACUAUUAGCAAGGCUUUGAACAAGGCUGGUGAUGCCUUUGUACAGUUUAAGAAGAUUGAGACUAGUAGGGAGAUUGCGAACACCCUUUCGCAGAACAAGAACGUCAGCUACGUUCCUGCGGCCAACGGAAACAUGCUCUUGCAAGUCCCUCCUCAACAAUAA
Cryptococcus wingfieldii CBS 7118 is the source of this 822-nucleotide messenger RNA. Its product is annotated as prohibitin PHB1. NCBI's taxonomy places the organism in Eukaryota, Fungi, Basidiomycota, Tremellomycetes, Tremellales, Cryptococcaceae. Gene Ontology annotation, biological process: mitochondrion organization. The record is from RefSeq and is a predicted model, not a curated record. The transcript has 8 exons. Gene Ontology annotation, cellular component: membrane; mitochondrion. The coding region runs from base 1 to 822 and encodes 273 amino acids.